AGGCGGGCGCUCCCGCACCAGCAGUCCUGUGGCGGCAACCACCAUGGACCGGGAGUCCGUGAGCGGUGUCGAAGGAGGAGAAGCCAACGUAACGUUGGGAGCUGCGGCUGCCGCGGCAUUCAGGGACCCGGCGCGGCAGAUGAGUAAUGAGAGAGGCUUUGAAAAUGUAGAACUGGGAGUCAUAGGAAAAAAGAAGAAAGUCCCAAGGAGAGUCAUCCAUUUUGUUAGUGGUGAGACAAUGGAAGAAUACAGCACAGAUGAAGAGGAAGUCGAUGGCCUAGAGAAGAAAGAUGUCUUGCCAACUGUUGAUCCGACAAAACUUACCUGGGGCCCCUACUUAUGGUUUUACAUGCUUCGGGCUGCCACAUCAACCCUCUCAGUUUGUGACUUUCUUGGAGAGAAGAUUGCAUCUGUUUUGGGCAUCAGCACCCCAAAAUAUCAGUAUGCCAUUGAUGAGUAUUACCGGAUGAAGAAGGAGGAAGAAGAAGAAGAAGAAGAAAACAGGAUGUCUGAAGAAGCUGAAAGACAGUAUCAAGAACAACAGAAGAAGCUGCAGGCUGAUUCUGUUCAGACAGAUCAACCAGAAACAGUGGUUUCCACUUCAUUUGUGAAUAUCAAUUUUGAAAUGGAAGGAGACUGUGAAGUAAUUAUGGAAAGCAAGCAAAACCAAAACGCAGUUUCUGUCCCACAGUAGAUAAGGAAAUGACUAUCAAA
Molecule: messenger RNA, 714 nt
Organism: Chrysochloris asiatica (Cape golden mole)
Lineage: Eukaryota; Metazoa; Chordata; Mammalia; Afrosoricida; Chrysochloridae
Gene: FAM177A1
Product: family with sequence similarity 177, member A1
Exons: 6
Coding region: 44-694 (216 amino acids)
Source: RefSeq, a predicted model, not a curated record